AUGUUGCGCGCCUCUCAUAAACUUACAGAUAAGAGCUUGGUCGACGCUUUUGUUUGGGGCAAAUUUAUUGGAUUUCUGGCGAAACGUUAUGGUGGAGACGGUUUUUUACCUUUGGAAAUAGAGCAUGACACACGAUUGAGCUCCCUGAGAGAGCAUUUGUUUGAAAUGUGGGAUAAAUUACCAUUGGAUUCAGUGUGGGACAGACUGCGUUUUGGCGACGAGGCUUUUACCGAAUUUCUAAAAGGUAAAUUGGAGAUGUUUCAUAUGCAUGCUGUUAAAUCUUCUCCAACCGCGACGAUUGAUAAGUUUGAACAGACUUACGGAGAAGUGGAAGUGACUAAGACUAUAGCAGCUAUGAGGCUACUUUAUUCUAACUCAUUUGCGUCGACACUGCACCGUGAACGACUCGACUUUUGGAAAGCGAAAAAGUAUUCUGUAGAGACAGUUUUCGACAAGUUAAAAUUUCACAAUGAUGACGAAAAAUAUCUCGUGAUUUACAAAUUGGAGACUUUGAGCGAUUACAUCUGGUCAAUCUCUAACGAGGUCAAAGUGGCGACAAAUGAGAUAGAAAACCUCGCAAGCUCGACCUCAAUAGCAUUAACAACAAACAACAAGUUGGAUCCCAGUCUAUCAGCAGCCACUGUUGUAAAGGAUAAGCUGCUGGAAGCGUGGACUAACAAUCGAAUUCCGCUGAUCGAAUUGCUCAAAAGACUCGAUCCGAACGCGUUUGGUGCUGAAGAGAACAAGCAAUUUGAAUUAGAUGAUGCCGGUAUCAAUUUUUAUCGCAGUUAUUUCCGUGAGCAUGAAUAG
Molecule: messenger RNA, 810 nt
Organism: Plasmopara halstedii
Lineage: Eukaryota; Oomycota; Peronosporomycetes; Peronosporales; Peronosporaceae
Exons: 1
Coding region: 1-810 (269 amino acids)
Source: RefSeq, a predicted model, not a curated record